CCCCGGCUGAGGAUCCACGUGGCCACGAGAAUGGCCACUCUAGGACAACUGAAGAGACUGCACCUGUUGAAAACAGGAGCCCAGAGAGCGGCCCAAUACUAUGUCAAACCCAAGGAGAGUCGAGGGCCGUCUGGACAAGGAUGGCUAGCGCUAGCAGGCGUUAGCACAGCUCUACUGGGAACAGGGAUCUAUCUACUGGGUCGGCCUGAGGAGGAGAUAGAGGGACUCGGACCACAGGAGCCUGAUGAGUAUGCCAAUGUGCCUCUGGUCAAGGCGUACCUCUACAGAGCAUGGGACACUGUGGUGAACUUCAAGAAGUCAUUUUCGGAGCCUAGUAGUGACAAGCUGUUACCUGACUACCUGCCCCAUCCCUACCAACGCCCCUACACACUAGUACUGGAGAUGAAUGACCUCUUACUACACACCUCUUAUGAUCGACUGAGUGGAUGGAAGUAUCAGAAGAGACCUGGAGUGGACGCACUUCUCCUUCAGUUGUUUGAGUUCUAUGAGAUAGUAGUGUUCACAUCGGAGACGGCCAUUAACGGAAACUCUCUCCUCACAGCCCUCGACCCUAACCAGCUCAUCUUGUACAAGCUGUACAGGAACUCUACCAAAUACGUCGAUGGUGUACAUGUGAAGGACCUCACUAACUUGAACCGCCCACUCAAUCGUGUCAUCAUAGUAGACACGAACUCAAAGUCUGUCAAGUUCCAUAAAGACAACAGCAUCAUUAUGGAAAAGUGGACAGGAGACGUCGACGACAAGACACUCUGGGAGCUUAUACCAUUGUUGCAGACCAUUGCUGUAAACGAAGUCGAUGAUGUGAGACAUGUACUCAACUUCUACAAGGCUCAGAGAGGAGAGGAUAAAGUGCUGGAGACAUAUCGACUCAACCAGGCACUCUUACAAGCUGAGGAGGAGCAGCGGAGGGAGCAGAUGGAGCAGCUGGCUCGACAGGGAGCACGGAGGGGAGUGGGUGGACCAAUCUCAACCUUCUCUCUCAGCAGAAAGCAACAAAUUCAAAAUGUACAGCCUGAGAGUGUCACGCCCCCUACAACCAUUGAAGCUCCGCCCACUGACCCCUUGGCUAAUCAAGAUCAGUCAUGGAACGAUUGGAUAGCUAGCUGGGUAGGAUGGAAAUAGACUAUUGAUUUUUCAUUAUUUUUUGUAAUAGACUAAAUUUCAUUUAUCAUCCAAUUAAAUUAA
Molecule: messenger RNA, 1206 nt
Organism: Halichondria panicea
Lineage: Eukaryota; Metazoa; Porifera; Demospongiae; Suberitida; Halichondriidae
Product: mitochondrial import inner membrane translocase subunit TIM50-A-like
Exons: 9
Coding region: 31-1143 (370 amino acids)
Biological process (GO): protein import into mitochondrial matrix
Cellular component (GO): TIM23 mitochondrial import inner membrane translocase complex
Source: RefSeq, a predicted model, not a curated record